Exserohilum turcica Et28A is the source of this 501-nucleotide messenger RNA. RefSeq lists its product as uncharacterized. The transcript has a single exon. Lineage: Eukaryota; Fungi; Ascomycota; Dothideomycetes; Pleosporales; Pleosporaceae. The record is from RefSeq and is a predicted model, not a curated record. The coding region runs from base 1 to 501 and encodes 166 amino acids.
AUGACAGCGCCCGCCCGUGUCAGGGGGGGUGCGGCCCGCUCUGGCCCUGGCGAGGCGCAGCCCAAUCCGGCCACAUACUUGCUCCCACCCUCUCUCCCACCUACACCUACACCUACACCUACAUACACAUACACAUACACGUCCACGAAAAGCAGUGCACCGCCCACCUCGUCCCAAGCAAUCCAAUCCAACUCAAUCGUAUUGAAUGCUUGGCCGCGAGUAGCGGGCCAUCGAGGUGUGGCCAUGAUGGGCCUGUGCUUAUUGUGGAGCAUGUGCUUGGAAGAAGAAGACAACGAAGAAGAUGAAGAAGCCGGCCGCGAACAGGCGGGACAAAUCAAGGCGGCGGUGCAGGAAACGGUUGGCAUGCUGGAUGCGGCCAUGCAGAGCGCAGAGCAAGCAGACGUGGUGGAGACUUGGAGGCGGGAAAAACAGGAUUUGGUUGCGCGGCAGCCAGGAUUUGGGGACAUGUUCGGGGAGUGUGUGGAGCAGGCAGAGGUGUAG